Molecule: messenger RNA, 6633 nt
Organism: Plasmodium gallinaceum
Lineage: Eukaryota; Apicomplexa; Aconoidasida; Haemosporida; Plasmodiidae
Product: kinesin-19, putative
Exons: 1
Coding region: 1-6633 (2210 amino acids)
Biological process (GO): mitotic spindle organization; microtubule-based movement
Molecular function (GO): microtubule binding; microtubule motor activity; ATP binding
Source: RefSeq, a predicted model, not a curated record
AUGGACAAACAGAAUGAACAAAAAUGUGAAAAUCUUUAUUCAUCAAAUUUAUUUUCAGAAGAUUUAAUUAAUAAAAAAGUAGAAGGUCUUAAUCAUAAUCAUGAUGAUUUCAAUGAUAAUACAAAAAAAUGCAAAAUGUAUGAUAAAAGUGUAACAAUUGAAUUUGAUAGUGAUUAUGAAAAUUCCUAUAAAAAAAAUAAAUAUAAAGAAUAUUCAAAGCAAAGCACAUUAAGCAUAGAUAAUAAUGAUGCGGAAAAUGCAACAGAAUAUUCUUUUGAAACUAAAAAUUUCAGUGAUAAACAUGAUGAAUUGUUCUAUCAUCAAUGUGAAGAAAAUAAAAAGAAAUUUAAAGAAAAAUUUCAUGAAAAUGAAAUAAGUACAUAUGAAAUAAGUGAAAAUAAAACAAUUAAAAAUGAAGUUGAUGCUGAUAAAUUAAGUGAAAAUAAAAAGAAUAUAGAUGAACAAAAUAUAAAUAAAGAAAAUGAAAUAAAUGAAAAAGAUAUAAUCGAAAAUGAUAUAAAUGAAAGAGAUAUAAUCGAAAAUGAAAUAAAUGAAGAUAAAAUAAAUGAAAAUGAAACAAAUAAAAAUGGACAUGAUUCUUUAAAAUAUACUAAUGAUUUAAUUUCAAAUGAAGCAAAUGAAAAAAGUGCAAAUAUAUUAGAAAGUUAUGAAGAAAGCUCAGAAAAUAAUUUAGAUAUUAAUUGGAAUAAAUCUCAAAUAAAAACGUGCAUAAGAAUUAAGCCAUCAGAUUCAAUGGAAACAGAAUUUGAAAAUGCCAUUACACAAAAAGGAGCAAACAAAAUAUUAAUUGAUUAUGGAAUGAAAGGUGAAAACAAAAAAUGUGAAUUUUUGGUUGAUAAGGUCUUCAACCAAGGAAGUACACAAUUAGAUGUUUGGAAAAGCAUUUGUUUUUGUAUAGAUUCUAUUUUUUAUUUUAAAAAUGCUACUGUCUUUGCUCAUGGCCAUACAGGUACUGGAAAAACAUACACUAUGAUAGGUCCAGAUAUUAUGGAAUUAAUUAAGAAAAAAAAGAAGAGAAUUAGAUUUUCCAUAAAAAAAAUUCAACCAAAUGAUUUAUUAAUAAAUACAAACAGCUUAAAGCUCUUAAAUAAUAAUAGCAACAGUAAUAGUAAUAAUUUUUUUUAUGAUAGGAAAAGAUCUUGUUCUCAGCCACUAUUUAACUUACCACCAAGAAUAAUGCCUUUAGUAAGCACAAAUUCCACAAAUUAUAAGAGAAUAAAUGAUGCAUAUAGUGUUCUUAAUUCAAGAUAUAAUAAUAAAUCCAACUUAGAAUACAUUAAUGAAAAUAAUUACACAAAAUAUGAAAAUUAUAAAACAUUUUCUGAAUAUAGGAGUGAAUACAAAUCUAAUGCUAAAAGUAUUAAAGAUGAAAUACAAUUAGUUUUAAAUUCAGAAAAAAAAGGUAUGAUACCCAGAGCAUGUGAAGAAAUAAUGAAGAGAUUAUCAUUAUUAAAAUCUUCAAAAAAAACGGAAUCAUGUGAAGAAAAUAUUGUAGAGAAAACUAAAUGGGAACAAAAUAGUACUGACGAAUAUGAAGAUGAUCACAAAACGAAAGAUAUUUUUAAAAAUGUAAAAGUGUAUGCGUCAUAUAUGCAAUUGUACAAUGAUAGAAUAUUUGAUUUGUUAAACCCUUAUAAUGAAUCACAACCAUAUUUAAGUACAUUAAAGUCAAAUUUUACCAAUAAUACUACAUUUGUUUCUGGUUUAUUAACUGUAGAGGUAACCACAUGUGAAGAACUAAUUGAAUUAUUGAUAGAUGGAACAAGCAAUAGAGCUUGUAGAAUCACAAAAACCAAUGAAAUGUCAACAAGAUCUCAUUCCAUAUUUAAAAUAGAAUUAAGAAAUUCAAAUAAUUCUAAGCCCGAAAAUUUUAAAUCCGGCAAUUUAUUAUUAAUAGAUUUGGCUGGAAACGAAAAAUAUGAAGCAUCUAAUGAAAAACAAUAUACAACAGAAGUUUGCUCCAUAAAUAGAAGUUUAUCUGCUUUAUCACUAUGUAUAAAUGAAUUAUCAAAAGGAAACAAAAGCAUCAGCUAUAGAAAUUCAAUUUUAACUCGGUUACUUCAAGGGUCUUUAGGUGGAUCUAGUAAAACUAUUUUUAUUUGCACUAUAUCACCUUCUAUAAAUAAUGUACGUGAUACAUUAUCUUCAUUAAAGUUGGCUGCAAAGGCAAAAAAGAUACAAUUUGAAAAUAAAAAUUACAAUUCAUAUAUGUAUGAAGAUAUAAAAAAAUUAAAAAAAGAAUUAAAUUUUUUGAAAAAAUUUGUUUUUUUUCAGUAUAUUACCAAUAAAUAUGAAAGUAAGAAAAGACUAAAAAAAAUAAAAGAAUUUUAUUUUAAUAAUUUUCCAUAUACAAAAAAUAAAAUAGAUUUUAUGAAACUUAAUGAACAUAUAGAAAAAUAUGAUUAUAAUGACAAUGAUAAUACUGUAGACAAUGAAAAAUUAAACGAAAAUGAGAAAAAUAUGUGUAAUGAUUUUGUAGAACAAAACAUUAAUAAAAAUCAAGAUUUUAAUGAAAAUGAAUUAAAUGAAGUGAUAAAUACAUACAAGGGAAUAGAAAAUAUUUAUAAUGAUUAUGAAUUCACAUCUUUUAACUCAUUAUUAUUGCAAUGGAAUUUAAAUAAAUCAAGUAUUAAAAAAGUGAAAGAAAAAGUAAAAAUUCCAAAUAAUAAAAAAUAUUUAUGGUUCAAUAACAAUGGAAAUAUAAAUAAAAAAAGUAUUAUAAACUUUAUUGAAACACAUACAAUAGAAUAUGAAAUAGAAACGGAUGAAGAAGUGUAUAAUAAAAGUAAUAAGCAUCAAAAAGAAAUAGAUGACGAAGAUGACGAGGAAGAAGAAAAUUAUAAUGAUUAUGAUAAUGUAUAUGAAGACGCGAUGGAUAAUAGUUAUAAUUAUUGUAAUGAUGAAUAUGAAAAUAUUGAAGAAGAAGAAGAAGAAAUAGAUGAGGAUGAAACAUUAGAAGCGGAAGAUAAUCAAAAAGAUGAAAAACAAAAUAAAUACAAUUCUAAUAAUUAUGAUGAAUAUAUAAAACCGGAAGUAAAAUUGUCAAAGAAAAAAGGUGAGAUUGAAGAGAAUGGAGCUAUUGAAGAGUAUGAAGAAAAAAAUGAAGAAUAUGAAGAUGCGGAAGUAAAGCUUCAUGAAGAAAAAUAUGAGAAUGAAGAAGUGGAAGAUGAGUGUGAAUAUAAUGAAAAGUAUAAUAAUGUUUUAACGUAUCAAAAUAAAAUUAAAAAUAAUUAUAAAGAAAGGAGAGACAUUAAAAAAACAAAAAAUGAUAUUUAUAUGAAAGAUACUAUUUGUGAUAAGAAAAAGAAGGAUUACAAUAGAGAAAAAAGUAAAAAAAAAAAAAGAAUAAGUGAAAAUUAUAUAAUAAAUCAUCAUUUUGAAAAUAAAAACUCUAAUGAAUAUAUAAAAAAUACAGACAAUAAUAAAGGAAAUUAUGGUUUCUCAACAAAAUUAAUAAGUAGUAAAGAUAGUAAUUCUAAUAAUACAAUUAAAAAUAAGAAAAAACAUGUAAUGGAAAAAAAUAGAGAAAAGAAAAAUAAGAGAGAUAAUAAAAAUGAAGUUAUAAGUAAAUUUUAUAAUUUUAGCAUGAAUGUUAAUAAAAAAAAAGUAUUUAGUAGCAUCCUUAAAAAUAAACAAGAUGACAAUAAUAUAAAAAAUGUUAUAGACAAAAAAAAAGAAAAGUUAAUAAAAUAUAUGAAAAUAAAAAAAAUAAGCAACCCAUAUAAUCCCAAAAGUAAUUCAUAUAAUUUAAAUAACACAAAUCACAAAAUUAGCGUUCAGGGAUCUUCAUUAAUAAAAGCAAAAAAUGCAUAUAGAAAAAAAAAAAUUUUUGAACUAAAUAAAAUACACAAAUCAGAGUAUUUCUUAGAAGGAAAUAACAAUAAAAAUAAAGUAUCUCCAGAUAAUUUUACAAUUUUAAGCUCUUUAAGUACAAAGAAUAUGAAAAAUUUUAUAAGUAAUAUUAAUAGUGAUGAUAAAUCAUUUUCAGUGAAUUCAACAAAAAGUAAAAAAGAUAAUAAUGAUUUAAAAAAAAAUCAAAACAAUCUAUUAAAUCUAAAGUGUUUGGAAGUAAAGAAUUUGAAUAAAAAAAAUAAUUUUGUUAAUAACAUAGGAAUAAAUAAUUUAGUAAUAAAUAAAGUCAAAAAUUUUCACAAUUUAGCAGGAUAUAAGACAAGAACAUAUGAAAUAAUAGAUAAAAAGAAAGUAUAUUUAAAUGAUGAAAAAAAUGAAGAUGAAAGUAAUUGUGAAUUUUCACAAGAUGAUUUAAGUAACAAAGAUAUAAAUACAGAAUACAGUAGGUUAAAUUUUAAUAUUAAUAAUGAAAGAGGAAGAUCUAUUAGUGAAAAUUGCUGUUACAAUAAUUUAAAAAAUAAAACAAUUAUUGGAAAAAAUCAUAAAGGAAAAUUUACCUAUUAUAUUGAAUUUGAUAAGCUUAAUAAUGUUAAAAAACAUAUAAUGGAUGAAGGUUUUACAGAUAGUAGAACAAAUAAAGAAGAUUUAUUAUACAAUCAAAAUUACCAUGAAAUUAGAAAUUGUAAUAAAAAUAAUGUAGAAAUUUUGGAUAACAAAAAAAAGGUAGGCAAAAAUGAUUUAAUAACAGAAAUAGAGAAAAGCUGGUUAAGUUUUGAGAAAAAAUUAGAAAAUAAAUUAAAGCAGAAAAAAUUAAAGAAAGAUAUAAAAAUAAAAAACAAUAAUGAUAUAAAUAGUAACGCUAGCCAUAUUAGCGCAUUAGAAGAAAAUAAAAAAAAAUUAGAAAUACUAAAAAAUCGUUAUGACAAAAUUCUCGUUGACUCACAAAAAACAUAUAUGAAGGAUUUUUUCUAUGAUAAUGUAAAAAUUGAUAAUAAUAACAAUAAAAAUAAAGAUAAAAAAAAGAGUAAUAAUAAUAAUGUAUCAUCACUCAAUAGUAAUAAUUUACCCUUAUUUAAUAAAUUUAAAUUAAAUAAAAGUAAUCUACAAAUUAAUGGACAAGAUAAUAAGCAUUUUAAUUCAAAUAAUACUAUAUCUUUAAAAAAAAAUAUAAAUAAUUCAAUUAAGAGCAUUUUAACACAUAAUGAAACGAAAAAUAUAGAAAAAAAAUAUAUAGUUAAUAAUGAUAUCAAUAAAGAUAAUUUUAAGAAAUUAACAAAUUCAAAAAAUAGUGAGAAUAAUAUUCACAAUUUCUUUUCUAAAGAUCUUAAUAAUAUGAACUUAUCUACAUUAAGUUGUAAUAAAAAAAAUUCAAGUAAUUUUAACUGUGAUGUAAAAAGAAACAAUUAUAUAAAUAAUGAAAAUUACACAGCAGAUAUUUAUAAAAAAUUAAAUAAAACUGAUACCAUUGCUCAGUCUUAUGUUCACGAUAAUUUAAAAAAUGAGCAUUCAAAAAAUAGUUCAGUAAAAACAGAAAAUUUUAAUUUUAUUUUUCCUAAUAAUUCUACAAUUAGAGAUCCAUAUACCUUAAAUAUAAGUCCUAAUAAUAAGCAAAUAAAUUCAGAAAAAUGUUUUGAAACUUAUGGAAAAAUUGAUAACAAAUUAUUUUAUGUAAAAAAUUAUAAUAAUAAUGAUAAUCCAAAUAAUGAAAGAGAUAAAACUGAAAUGUAUAAGUGUAGUAAUGAGAUGAAUUUAAAAAAACAAAAUAAUGCAAGAAUCUCUAAUAAUUAUACAUGUAAUAAGGACAAUAAAGAAAAAAAUAUGGAUAACAAAAUGUAUAACACUAUGUUUUAUGGAAAUAAUCAUCUGCCUAAUAUUUAUAUUGAUAAAAAAGAGAAUGUAGAAGUAAAAGAAGAUGAAGUUAAAAAAAGAAAUGAAGGAGAGACAGAAAAAGAAGAAAUAAAAGAAAUAAAAAAAGAAAAUAAAAAAAAUAAAAAUCAAAAAAUAAUAGAAGAAAAUAAGUAUAUGAAAAUAACAGACAAUGAAAUGGAAAAUAGAAAAUGCAAUAUAAAUAAAUAUUAUGAAAAUAAUUACAUAAAAGCUUAUCACACAGAUGAUUUAAGUUUAAAGAAAAUACAACAUUAUCAACUUGAUAAUUUUAAAUGUAGAAAAAUGCAUAAAAUGAAUUUUUUUUAUUUGGAUGAUAAAAAUAAUAAAAAUAAUAGCUCAUAUAAUUCAGAAGAUAUGAAGAUAAAAAAAUAUAAUUAUAUAAGUGAAAAUAUUAUUCCUCAUAGCAGCAAAGUUAGCUAUAUGAACAACGUGAUUACUUAUGACGCAAAUAUAAAUGACAAAAUUAAAAAUAUACAUUAUUAUAGCAAUGAUAUUAAUCAUAAUUAUAUAUUUAGAAAUGGUAUAGUAUCAGAAAAAACUGAUCAAAAUAUAAUAGUAAAUCCGAUGGCCCUAAAUAGUAAUACAACAAAUACUGAAAUUGUAAAUGAUAUUAAUAAACCAAGAAAAUUAAAAUUAAUAUAUGAAAAUACAAAUGAAUAUGAAGCAAAAAUGAAUAAUCAAGUAUGCUCAAAUGAAAUAAAAAAGAGAAACACAACACCUUUAGAUUCUUAUUUCGAUUGUGAUAGUAGUAAAAAUAAUGUAUACAAUAAAAUUAAUUAUGUGCUUGAUAAAACAGAAGCAAAUCAUUUUUCUAAAACUUUCGAUUAUAAUAAUAAAAAAAUGUAUUUAUUAAAUUAUAAUAUGAAAAAUUGA